UCGGAGGUUGCUGUGUUGACUUGAAAAUUGAAGUUAAAGUAAACUUCAAAAUUUUAAUUUUGCAAUGUUUUUGUGUAGGUGAAAGUGAGAAGUAUAUAUAUUUCAAUAGAAGACACAUUAUGACUUCCCAGGAAGCCCAAGGGGAAUUGGUCUCUACUAGGUUCGCAACUAUUGCUGUAUUAAUAAUUUUCAUUAGUUCCUUGUUUGCAUUAUUUAUGGUUUACCGAACAUUCCCAAAUGUUACCGAGGAAGAAAGACAACACAUUAAAUUACCAUGGAAUAUCGAGGAUGCGAAACAGCUGGGUAUUGUUUUAAAUCGUUACAAAAGUGAUCACUAUUAUCAAGUUAUGGCAGGAGUUUUUAUAACUUACAUAUUCUUGCAGACAUUUGCCAUUCCAGGAUCACUGUUCCUCUCGAUACUGUCAGGAUUCUUGUUUCCAUUUUUUAUAGCCUUAGCGCUAGUCUGUACAUGUUCAAUGGUAGGCGCAGCGCUUUGCUUCUUACUGUCCCAGCUCCUAGGUAGAAGGCUAGUGUUGAAAUAUUUCCCUGAAAGAGCCGAGAAAUGGGCCUUAGAAGUGAACAAACACAAAGACCAUUUAUUUAAUUACAUGGUAUUUUUACGGGUCACCCCGUUUCUGCCAAAUUGGUUCAUAAAUCUAACCGCUCCCGUGAUUGGAGUGCCUUUGUCCCCUUUCGCUUUCGGCACGUUCGUGGGUGUCGCACCACCUUCAUUUAUCGCAAUACAGGGUGGGCAAACUUUGCAGAGCAUGACUGCGGAAGAUAGCGCCUUUAGUAUAAAUUCUUUUAUAUGGUUGGCCGUGUUCGGUGUAAUAUCUCUCAUUCCGAUAUUUCUCAAGAAAAGACUAAGGGAGAAGAUUGAUUAGGUCUCUCCCAGUGUAUGUAAAUAAAUUGUUAGUUAAAUUAUCUGCUGUAAAUUGA
Anoplophora glabripennis (Asian longhorned beetle) is the source of this 939-nucleotide messenger RNA. Its product is annotated as transmembrane protein 41B. Gene Ontology annotation, cellular component: endoplasmic reticulum membrane. The record is from RefSeq and is a predicted model, not a curated record. Bases 120 to 884 code for a protein of 254 amino acids. The transcript has 4 exons. Lineage: Eukaryota; Metazoa; Arthropoda; Insecta; Coleoptera; Cerambycidae.